Pollicipes pollicipes is the source of this 1809-nucleotide messenger RNA. RefSeq names its product class A basic helix-loop-helix protein 15. Gene Ontology annotation, molecular function: DNA-binding transcription factor activity; protein dimerization activity; E-box binding. Gene Ontology annotation, biological process: anatomical structure morphogenesis; positive regulation of transcription by RNA polymerase II. The transcript has a single exon. NCBI's taxonomy places the organism in Eukaryota, Metazoa, Arthropoda, Thecostraca, Pollicipedomorpha, Pollicipedidae. Gene Ontology annotation, cellular component: nucleus. The record is from RefSeq and is a predicted model, not a curated record. Bases 200 to 862 code for a protein of 220 amino acids.
GCAGACCGUACCGCACCGCACGGCCGUGCCCUCCACACACGGCACCGCGCUGAACGCGCGAGCAGAGCGCCAGACACGGAUGCCGGCGCCGCGGCUAACCCGGUGACGAGAGCAGCGGUGUCAGGCUGUGGUGUCGCGAGCGACGCGACCUGCCGCCCCCUUGACGGCGAGCGUGCCGCGUGAGGCGCCGUGAGACGCGAUGACGGCGGGGGACGCGAAGUCGGACGCGGUGGUGUGCGUGGGACAGAUGGGGUCGGGCAGUGACGAGCGGAGCGACUGCAGGAUCGAGCUGGGCGGGGCUGGCCAUGACCGUCCGCCGCUGGCCGCCGGUCAGUCCAAGUACAGCCUGCGCGCCCGCUCCAUCCUCAAGCGGCUGGAGACGGAGACGCGGCAGCUGGAGCCCAAGGUGCGCCCACCCAAGCAGAAGAGUCGACCGCCGGCGCUCAGCAAGUACCGCCGCAAGACGGCCAACACGCGCGAACGCGACCGCAUGCGCGACAUCAACCGGGCGUUCGAGACGCUGGAGCGGGCUGUGCCAGAGCUUGCCGGCAGCCCGACCAAGGUGACCAAGAUCACCGUGCUGCGGCUUGCCAUCGACUACAUCAAGGCGAUGCGCACGAUGCUGGAGCCGGAAGCCGGCGGCGUCGAGCGCGACGCGCCGAACGAGGUGUUCUCGCCCUCGCCGUCCACCUCGUCCGUGCUGACAGACGCUUCCAGCGAGCUGCCCGACCCGCUGGACACGAUCGAGGACCUGACCGACUUCCAGCUGCCCGGUGGCCUGGACCUGCUGCUCGACAUCAGGAGCGACAGCGACGCCCUCGACUUCAGCUGCUCCGACUUCAGCGACCUGCCGAGCCCGUGACGGCUGCGGCGUGACGCGCCGAUCAUCAGGAGGCUCCCGUGAGGUGUACCGCCGGGGCUUGGCAGGCUCAGUGGUGUUGGCGACCGGUUGCAGAUAAACUCCUGUCCUUGUGAUGCGGUGUCAUUGCGCGGAACAUGAAUUAUGCAACUGCAUGUCUUAAUCGUCGGACAAAUGACGUUCAAUUGCCCAUUGUGCCAUUUAUCAUUACACGUCAUUCUUUGUAUAAUCAUUGCAUCAUCUGUUAGAUAUGCCUGGUUUUGUUUGCAAAUCGCUGCAGGCAUAGAUAGAGGUAGGAUAGCAUAUCACGUGAAUCUAGUCCAUUAUAUUAAGAUUACCUUUGCAUGGAGUUGUUGUGACCUGACGUCUGUUUCACGUGAUGUAUCACACGUGAGCAGUUAAAACAGAUGCCCUUUUAAGCGAUGACAAUGCAAUGUUCCGCUGCGAUUUUUUGCCUGUGGCGUGUGCUUUCACCCGGUGCGCUGGUUAAGUGACGGGCACGGAGCUCCUCCGUGCUGGUACUCCAUUGUCUAGCCGUGCGCGCGGAUACGUAUUUACCUCAUUACUCGCCCGUGUCAUGAGCAGUUUUGUAUGUCGCCGGUCCGAUAGCUGUUGCCAGCCCGGCCUCCGAGCGUCCUGCGCUUCACGCGAGACGCGGCCCCCGGCCGGUGUCCAGGUUGGCCCGGCAGCCGGCCGACCGGCGCCGCAUGACAGGCCUGACAGCUGUCGGGGUCGGCGGACGGGCUGCGGUCCUGCCGCCGGUCAGAUCUGUCACACGACGACGAUAUGCAGGGGGAGCUCGCGGCCCACCGGCCUGGCGGCCGCGGGGUCGCCGAGUCCGCGCGACCCGAGCAGGGUUCGUAGCGUGGCCACCGGAGACUGUCAACAGCGCUGACCUUGGCUGAGGCCGCCUGACCGGCGCUGUUCGGAGCAUCGGGUAUCCGUCAAUA